Messenger RNA from Phyllopteryx taeniolatus (common seadragon), 1273 nucleotides. RefSeq names its product apolipoprotein A-I-like. Gene Ontology annotation, molecular function: lipid binding. Gene Ontology annotation, biological process: lipid transport; lipoprotein metabolic process. The coding region runs from base 96 to 887 and encodes 263 amino acids. The transcript is spliced from 4 exons. Gene Ontology annotation, cellular component: extracellular region. Lineage: Eukaryota; Metazoa; Chordata; Actinopteri; Syngnathiformes; Syngnathidae. The record is from RefSeq and is a predicted model, not a curated record.
CUCCAUGCAAGGACUCAUCCCAUGUCUGAGCACUAUAUAAGGUCUGCUCCUGCUCCAGUUGUCAGUCUCUUCAAGAACUCUACCAGACCUCCAUCAUGAAGUUUGUUGCUCUUGCUGUCACCUUGUUGCUGGCCAUUGGCUCUCAGGCUGCUUCCCUGCAGGCUGACGCACCCAGUCCCCUGGCCCAUGCCCGGGCUGCUAUGGACAUCUCUCUGACAAAAAUAAAAGAGAGUGCCCAAAGGGCCCUUGACCAGCUUGAUGAUACCGAGUUCAAAGACUUUAAAGUUCUACUCAGUACACGCCUGGAUGAAUUGCACACUCAGCUAAAAACUCUGCAGGAUUCCGUUUCUCCCUUGACCGACAGUGUGGCUAUUACAGCCAGUGAAGCUACACAGCAAUUCCGCGAUGGUGUCCAGGCGGAUUUAAAAGCCUUGAAAGAGGAACUUGAGCCCAAAAGAGAAAAACUGCAGGAGGUCAUUGAAAAACACAUUGCAGAGUACCAUAUGCUUCUCGAUCCUGUGUUCAAAGAUUAUCAGGUGACGCACAACGCUCAAAUGGAGGCUCUGAAAAACAAGCUAGAGCCCCUUAUGGAAACACUACAAACCAAAGUGUCUACCAAUGUUGAGGAGACCAAGGAGGCUCUCAUCCCCAUUAUCGAGUCUGUGCGUGACAAGUUUAAUGAACGUCUGCAGGCUCUGAAAGAUAAGGUAAAACCCUAUGUGGAUGACUAUAAAGACCAGAUGACGCAGGUGUACGACCAAGUAAAAGCCGUCAAAUCAGAUGACGUCACUGCCCUGAAAGAGAAGAUUACCCCUUUAGUUGAUGAGAUCAGGGUGAAAAUCCAAAUGAUCUUCGAGACCCUCUUUGCAGCCUUCAACAAGAGCUAAAUUCUGACGAGCUAUCUGUCAGUUAUCGACCAAUAUCCACUAUUCAUACCUAUUUUCUUCACAUGCAAGUACAUACAGUAUCAACCCUCCAAAAUGAAGCCUGUGCCGAAUUGAUGCACCUACUAGCAACAAAAUGGCUGGACUCGUUCUUUCUUUCUCUCGUGUGAACACAUUUCUUCAUAUGCUCAUGGUCAAGCAUGACAUUCAGGAAUACAUACACACCUCGCACAUGCAUGCUUUUGUUGUCACAGACCUAGGCCAGUUACUGACCUUUUUUGUGUAUUCAUUUUAACUGGAUUAUCACAAGCGCCUCUGUGAUGAUGCUUGUCUCAUGAAAAUUGCUUUGGCAAGACAGCUGAAUAAACAUCUUACUGUUUAUUAAACCA